UGCUUAAGUCCGGAAGUGACUUCAGCCACGAAAUUAUUCGUUUUCCUCUUCCCUUCCGAUCUUUUUCCUUGUGUCUCGUAUCCUUAAGCUUCAAUACAAGGAAAGCUGGUCUUUGCAAAGCGGCUCAAGGAAUCUUUCUGAGUGAAGGACUGGGAAGUCUGUAACCAAUCCAAAGUCAUGUCCGUGGGCUGCAUUUACACACGGCUGAGCCUUCUACUUCGACCACCCCGUUUGAUGCUUUUCCAUCAUCCCAGUUGUGCCAUCCAUGCCUCCAGUGCCACACUUGCUGGACACAACAAGUGGUCCAAAGUCAGACAUAUUAAGGGUCCUAAAGAUAUUGCACGUUCCUUGGUCUUCCAAAAACUUACCAUGAUGAUCCGUUUUGCUGUGAGGGAAGGAGGACCCAACCCACAUCUUAACACUAAUUUAGCCAACAUUAUUGAGGUGUGUCGAAGGAAGAAUAUGCCAAAAAACUCUAUUGAAACAGCCAUCUCUGGCGCGGAAAAGAUGAAAUCCAUCUAUCACUUCUGCAGCAUCCGAGGUCCAGGUGGUUCAUCAUUCUAUGUCGAAAUACUGACAGACAACUUAAAGAGGACUUCCAAUGAAAUCCGACAUCUUUUAAACAAAAAUGGGGGGAGCAUUGCUGAAGGGAUUCACAAUCAUUUUGAAAAAAAGGGGGUUGUGAUUGUCAGCAAGGAAGACAAAUCCGGCAGUCCUGUCAGCUUGGAUCAGGCACUUGACUUGGCAAUUGAAGCUGGAGCUGAAGAUGUCCAAGAAGAGGAAGAGGAGGAUGAGAAGGUGGUGUUCAGGAUUAGUCUUCCAAAGAAUCAACCCCACCACUGUUGGAGAAUCCCAGGUUUAUUUCUUCUGUGUCCACCUUGCACCAAGUACGUGAAAAACUGGAGUCGCUGGGUCUUUGUUCAUUGUCUGCUGGCCUUGAAUUCAUCCCAAUUGUCCAUGCCCAGCUAUCAGACCCAGAGAUAGAAAUGGCCGUAAGGUUGCUAGAGGCCCUUGAAGACCACGUAGAUGUUGUUCGGGUAUACAACAACAUUGCAUAGUUUUACCAGCAUGCCUCCAGGAGCUACUGAAGCCUUACCAGCUAAAUUCUGGUAUUAUUUUUCCCUGAUUCAAACCAAGACUAUUAAUGGUAAAUGAGGUUUGCUAUGUUUCUGACAUGUCCAUGUGCCUCUUUGCCCUGCUCUUCAAGUUCCUUGUCGGAAGACAACCCAACGGCAUGUACCAAAUAUGGAUGCUAGAAAAGUGCUGGAGCAAAACAGCUUGGACAACUCCUCCCAGAAAUAUCUGGGAUUGGUUACUAGCUUCCAUUGGAGGACAGUGUGGCUGUCUCAUUAGCACCUCAAUAUAACAAACCAAUCAUAUCCAAACAGAUAAUUCCCAAGCCAACAGUGAUACGUUAACUGAAAGUUCAGUAAUCUUGAUAGAACUGGAUACGUUCUUAGUCCAUUUUUCCUGAGCUGUUGGGAGAUAAUUCUGCCUUCUUCAAGCAUGCAAGCUUGUAAAAAAUCUUUACACACACACAUCCGUACACACCUGAAUUUAUGUGUGAUGGAACCAGUUUGGAUACAUAUUUUGCUCCUUUGGGAUGCCUCCAUGGUGGACAGUAAAUGCAUCCAAAUAGCCAUUCUGAAUCAUAUUAAAGCAUUUGUCCUGAAGAAUCAUUCAGCAGCAAUUCACAUCUGUGUUGCUAGGAUCAGUAUCACUUUGUUUUCCCCCGGCUUAGAUCAAUUUGUUCAGAAAUAUUAAUACAGAAACUGAAAGUUGGUAUGCAAA
Crotalus tigris (Tiger rattlesnake) is the source of this 1791-nucleotide messenger RNA. Its product is annotated as translational activator of cytochrome c oxidase 1. Lineage: Eukaryota; Metazoa; Chordata; Lepidosauria; Squamata; Viperidae. The coding region runs from base 178 to 984 and encodes 268 amino acids. The transcript is spliced from 7 exons. Gene Ontology annotation, cellular component: mitochondrion. The record is from RefSeq and is a predicted model, not a curated record.